AUGUGUGGGUCUAUCUUCUCGGAGCUCACAUUUAUUGUAUCCAUAUCAUCCGACCUCAACUACACUAUAAAAUCUUCUUCUCUCGCACCCUCAUCUCCGGUCGGCCCCCGUCGUUCCCGAUGUGUGGGUCUAUCUUCUCGGGGCUCACAUUUGUACGCCUUCCCCUGCGGCACUUUCCCUGCGGCAUCGCUGCAAGAACUUGCAAGGUGA
Molecule: messenger RNA, 210 nt
Organism: Chondrus crispus (carragheen)
Lineage: Eukaryota; Rhodophyta; Florideophyceae; Gigartinales; Gigartinaceae
Exons: 1
Coding region: 1-210 (69 amino acids)
Source: RefSeq, a predicted model, not a curated record